Propithecus coquereli (Coquerel's sifaka) is the source of this 7334-nucleotide messenger RNA. RefSeq names its product synemin, intermediate filament protein (gene SYNM). Gene Ontology annotation, molecular function: vinculin binding; structural constituent of muscle; structural constituent of cytoskeleton. Bases 66 to 4733 code for a protein of 1555 amino acids. The record is from RefSeq and is a predicted model, not a curated record. The transcript has 4 exons. Gene Ontology annotation, biological process: intermediate filament cytoskeleton organization; fast-twitch skeletal muscle fiber contraction. Gene Ontology annotation, cellular component: costamere; neurofilament cytoskeleton; sarcolemma. NCBI's taxonomy places the organism in Eukaryota, Metazoa, Chordata, Mammalia, Primates, Indriidae.
CGGAGGGGACAAGACCAAGGCGGGAGGGAAGCGGCCGGCCGGGAGCGCCCCACACGCACAGCAAGAUGCUGUCCUGGCGGCUGCAGACGGGCCCGGAGAAGGCCGAGCUGCAGGAGCUCAACGCGCGCCUCUAUGACUACGUGUGCCGGGUGCGGGAGCUGGAGCGCGAGAACCUUCUCCUGGAGGAGGAGUUGCGCGGCCGGCGCGGGCAGGAGGGCCUGUGGGCCGAGUGGCAGGCGCGCUUCGCCGACGAGGCGCGCGGCUUGCGGGAGCAGCUGGACGAGCUGAGCUGGGCCACGGCGCAGGCGGAGAGCGAGCGCGACGCGUUUCGGCGCGAGCUGCGGGAGCUGCAGCGCCUGGACGCGGAGGCCCGCGCCGCCCGCGGCCGCCUGGACGCCGAGCUGGGCGCGCAGCGGCGCGAGCUGCAGGAGGAGCUGAGCGCGCGCGCCGCCCUCGAGGCGCUGCUGGGCCGGCUGCAGGCCGAACGCCACGGCCUCGAUGCGGCCCACGAGCGCGAAGUGCGGGAGCUGCGCGCGCGCGCCGCCGGCCUGACCAUGCACUACCGCGCCCGCGCCGCCGGCCCCGCCGCGCCCCCGCCGCGCCUGCGGGAGGUGCAAGACAGCUACGCGCUGCUGGUGGCCGAGUCGUGGCGGGAGACCGUGCAGCUGUACGAGGACGAGGUGCGCGAGCUGGAGGAGGCACUACGGCGCGGCCAGGAGAGCCGGCUCCAGGUCGAGGAGGAGACGCGGCUGUGCGCGCAGGAGGCGGAGGCGCUGCGGCGCCAGGCGCUCGAGCUGGAGCAGCUGCGCGCGCGGCUGGAGGACGAGCUGCUGCGGAUGCGCGAGGAGUACGGGCUGCAGGCGGAGGAGCGGCAGAGAGUGAUUGACUGCCUGGAGGAUGAGAAGGAGAACCUCACCUUGGCCAUGGCUGACCGGCUGCGAGACUAUCAGGAGCUCCUGCAGGUGAAGACCAGCCUCAGCCGGGAGGUGGCCACUUACCGGGCCUUAUUGGAAGGAGAAAGUAAUCCGGAGAUACUGAUCUGGACUGAGCAUGUUGAAAACAUGCCACCAGAAUUCAGAACCAAGUCCUACCAAUACACUGGCUCAGCAUUACAGAGGGAAAACGAAAGAAAUCUGUUGUCACGGCAGAAGGCACCUUUGGCAGGUUUAAAUCGCAGCUCGGCCGUGUACUCUAACCGGUCCGGGUACGCUGCAUCUCAGACGACCACGUCUGUUGGCAGUGCUGCCAGAAGAGGCCUCCUGGGGUUGGGAUAUCCUUCCCCGGCCACUGGCCAGCAGGAGAAUUCUUACGGCAAAACUGUCAACAGUCAGACCAGUUUCAGAACCUUCUCUCCAACCUAUGGUCUUUUAAGAAACACUGAAGCUCAGGUGAAAACAUUCUCCGACAGACCGAAAGCUGAAGGCGCAAGGGCUGCCCCCGCUUACUCAGCCAGAGAGCCCACGGUGGUCCAGGAGUCGCACCGAGACAGCGUGGCAGCAGGUGCCCCCAGAAGCACUCGGUCAAGUGAGAGGACCGUCACUUUGGGAAAGAAGACAGAAGUGAGUACCACAAGGGAGCAAGAAGGAAACAGACCAGCAACCAUCAAAGCAAAGCAAGAAGAAAAACUGUUUGAUUCUAAAGAGAAGGCUUCAGAGGAGAGAAACUUACGGUGGGAAGAACUGACGAAGUUAGACAAGGAAGCGAGAGAGAGAGAGAGCCGGCACAUGAGGGAGAGAGCCCGGGGGAAGGAAUCGCUGAAGGAGAAAAGCGUGAGCGAAAGAGAGGUACCGGUUAGUCUAGAAGUAUCCCAGGACAGCAGACCAGAGGCGUCCCCGAAAGGUCCGCAGACACCCGUAAAGAAGGAGGCUGGGGACGCUACCGGCCGAGAGGCGGAGACAAGAGAGGCUCGGUUCAGGUUGGGUGACACCGCCAGCUCUCCGCAAGGCGACUCCACGACAGAAACCAUCGCAGAAAACAUCGUUACCAGCAUCCUUAAGCAGUUUACUCAGUCUCCAGAUGCAGAAGCAUCUGCUAAUGCUUUCCCAGACACAAAAGUCACCUACAUGGCCAGGAAAGAGCUUCCUGGUGAAAAGAAAACAAAGACUGAAAUCGUCGUGGAGUCUAAGCUGACUGAAGACGUCGACAUUUCCAACGAAGCUGGCCUAGACUACCUUUUGAGCAAGGAUAUGAAGGAAGUGGGGCUGAAAGGGAAGUCGGCUGAGCGGAUGAUAGGAGACAUAAUCAACCUGGGUCUGAAGGGAAAGGAGGGGAGAGCAAAGGUGGUCAACGUGGAGAUCAUCGAGGAGCCUGUGAGCUACGUGGGAGGUGACAAGGCAGAGGCCUUCUCCGUCCCGUUCGAGGUGGAGGAGGUCGAUGAUGUGUCUCCGGGCUCCAAGGGGCUUGUUGAGGAAGAGGAGAGUUAUGGAGAGACCGAUGUCACGUUCUCAGUUAAUCAAAGUCAAAGGACCAAGCAGCCCCAGGAGAACAUAACUCACGUUGAAGAGGUGACAGAGGCAGGUGACUCAGAGGGCGAGCAGAGUUAUUUUGUGUCGACUCCAGACGAACACCCCGGGGACCACGACAGAGAUGACGGCUCUGUGUAUGGGCAGAUCCACAUCGAGGAAGAAUCCACCAUCAGGUACUCUUGGCAGGAUGAAAUCGUGCAGGGGACGUGGAGGAGAAGAAAGAGGGACGACGAGGUGGGCGAGCAGGUUGUGAAGCCCCUGGAUGUCCCAGCACCCUCUCCGGAGGGGGAGGUGGGUUCUACUCACUGGAAAGAACAAACUAGAAGUGGUGAAUUUCACGCUGAACCCAUAGUCAUCGAAAAAGAAAUUAAAAUACCGCACGAAUUCCACACCUCCAUUAAGGGCAUGUCCUCCAAGGAGCCCCGGCACCAGCUGGCGGAGGUCAUCGGGCAGCUGGAGGAAACCCUUCCCGAGCGCAUGAAGGAGGAGCUGUCCGCCCUGACCAGAGAGGGUCUAGAUGAGUCAGGGGGCGUUUCGGUGGACGUAAAGAAAGUCCAGACCUCUGGCGGGGGUUCCGUGUCCUUGGUGGCUGAGGUCAGCCUCUCGGAGACCGUGGAUGCCGAUCAGUUAGACCUAGAGCAGCUUAGCAGAGACGAAGCUGGGGAGAUAGAGAAAACCGUGGAGUCGGUGGUACGAGAGAGCUUGGCCAGGCGACAUGGCUCAGCGCCGGGAAGCCCAGACGGGGAAGAUGGGGCGGAGGCACCGGGCGUCGGCCUUCGCUUCAAGCGCUGGGCCACCCGGGAACUGUACAGCCCCUCCGCUGAGAGGGAGGAGGCUGGCGAGGCCUCUCGUGGCAGGGAGCGGCUCACUUCCCCGGGCCCGGUCUCGGCCACCCUGGAGGUCAGCAGCCCAGGGGCCGUCGCCCAGUCACACGUGCUGGAGGACGUGAGCCGCUCCGUAAGGCACGUUAAACUAGGCCCCACUGAGAUCUGGAGGACUGAGCGAGUCUCGCAAGGAGGACCCACUGCAGGAGUGGCGGAGGUAAGUGGGGGAGGCGACCCGAGUCAGGCAGCGAGCUCGGCCGGAGUGUCGGGUCCCCAUCAGAGUCAAGUGUCCAAGGAAGCCUUCUUCCAAGGCCCUGUCCCUGCCUGUCAGGAGGCGGGAGGCACGGAAGACGCUGGCCCGGCAGAGUUUCCCGCAGAUGCCACCGACAGCUCGGGGAGGCACAGCACAUUUGGCUCCAGACAGUUUCAUGCCGAGAAGGAAAUUACCUUUCAGGGUCCCAUUUCUGCAGCAGGGAAGGUUGGUGAUUCUUUUGCAACAGAAGCGGCGGCGGGUGUCCAGACUUCUGUAAGGCACCUUCAGUUAGGCCCUAAAGGAGGGUUCAGUGAGCACAUCCAGUUCGUAGCCCCGCUUCCGGGUGAAAUGCAGGUGGGUGUCGGUGGAGGUGCUGUACACGUGGAAGAGUCGCCAGGGAGUGGCACAUCUGUCAGGCACAUCAGCAUCGGGCCCCAGGGGCACCAAACCACUGAGCACAUAGUUUACCAUGGGCCGGUUUCCCAACUCGUGGAAUUUAGUGACUCAGAAAGCAUUGUCCCCAGAGAGGGCUCAGCAGAUGUGACCCAGUCCACUCGUAGUUACACCUUGGGUGGGAAAACCCUUGUGACUGAAAAGAGCUUCCAAAGGGUCGUUUCCAAAUCUCAGGAUAGUGCGGGGGACAUGUCAGGGGCAGAAGUGACAUCGGGCAUUAGCAGAUCCUUUAGGCACAUUCGACUAGGUCCUACAGAAACUGAAACCUCUGAACAUGUUGUCUUCCAUGGACCCGUGUCCAAAACAUUUGCUCCGCCUGGUUCAGCGGCGCCCCCUGAGCUAGACGAGUUAGCGGACGGCAGCAGAACACUCAGGCACAUUGCACCGGGGCCCAAAGAAACUUCAUUUACUUUUCAGAUGGAUGUGAGUCACGUAGAGGCCAUCCCCAGCUGGACACGAGAGGCAGGAACGGAAGCAGAAGCUCACGGUGUGUCUGACCGUGGUGGCUGGAGUCACGCGGACAGUAGGAAUGACCAGGCAGCCGGCGGGAGCCUUAAGGCCCCUGCUGGGGCUGGACGCCAGGCCCACGGAGAGCAGGGCAAGGAGCAGGCAGAGUUUGAUAAGACGGUGCAGCUGCAGAGAAUGGUAGACCAAAGGUCGGUGAUUUCGGAUGAAAAGAAAGUUGCCCUCCUCUAUCUAGACAAUGAGGAGGAGGAGAAUGAUGGGCAUUGGUUUUGAUAAACAGAAAUAUUUUAUUUUAAAUGGCAUCUUAUUUGGUAACAUACCAACAUACAAAGGCCUUUACUGAUUUCAAGGGGUGGGGGAAGGCUCACUUGUAGAACCUCUCCCUGUUCCACUUUCUUUAAACACUUCUCCAGGCAGUGUCAAUUUACUUUAAUCUGUAAAGGUUUCAAAUUAAUUCAUGCCUUACAAGGCAUGGGAAUUUUAUUUUUGACUGAGGACUUCUACAAAACACUUUUUUUCCUGGAGUUUUCUCUCCACUUCUGCAGACGCUUUCUACCAGUUUUGCACCUGGUCACACACAUGGCUUGCAUCUGCUUGAAACUACAGUUAUCUAUAGGCAAGGUGCCUAAACAUUAACUAGAUUAGAGUAAUGACAUUAAUAUACUGAAGAGUAACUUUGUUUGCAUGUGCUAAUAUGAAAUAAUAAACUAACAUUUUAAGGGAAAAAUAAAUACAUUUUUCUCCUUCCAAAGUCUUUUCAAAAAGAGAUCCUAGGAAAUAAGCAGACUGCUUUUGUUAGGAAAAUUUUGCUGAAUGAUUUCAUCUUUAGGAAAAAGUUGUCAUACAGCGUUAAAUUCAUUUAAAGACUUGAAUGAAUUGCUGUCUAUGUGCAGAACUUUAAAAAAUAUAGUGUUUUAUUUAUGGAGAGGACACCUGUGGUCUAUUGUGAUAUUUCAAAUUAUGUUUGCCCAGGUUCCCCGCACUGGGUCUGUGGGUAGGAGAGGUGAUCAUUGGGAAUCGCUGAUGGUACCAUUUCUUAACGGCACCUGGUCAUUAGGCAGCGCACAGCCUGAGUACUCCUUUCUGUUAUAGCCUGUGUUCUGGAGUAGCCAGCUCCUGUCAGACUGAGUACACUCGAGCUUCUAUGCACCCUAACCUUAGCACCCAGACACUUAAUUCCAUGGGCAGGAGGUAGACCCUGAAGACAAUGACGAGAAUGUUGAUGCUCAGACUGCAGCUGGACUGGCAAGUAGGUCGUGUGCAGGAAAAUUGGAAACACAAGGUGGACUGUGCCUCCCAAAGAAGCCUUUCUCCACCCACUGCUCAUGGGGUGGAGGUCUUUCUGAGCGCAGAGAGUGAAAGAUGAAAAAGCAACAACCACGAACCAGCCUCGCGGAAGCUUUUUUGCACUUUGAACAGAAAUCAUUACAGUUGGGGUGAUUUGUCCAGGGAAACGAAUACUGCGUUAAAUAGAAUAAGAUGUUUUGGGGAGGGAACCGGGUAGCUGUCCUGCAGCCCAGCACUGAGACACCUAAGACGGGCCCUGGAGGGUGACUAAGGCCAUCAUGCUCGUGGGCCACAGAAUGUGGACCUGCAGGUACACACCACUGAGUUUAAGAUACUAGGAUGAGUGUGCUCUGUUGGAUUCAUUUUAUUUUACACAUGGGUAUUGUUUUUAAAGCUUCCAUCUUUAAAGAUAGAUCACAUAAAAGUAGUAUCUUUAGCCCACAGCAUUGUUUUAGUUCAGGCUAAUUUCUUUCACAUAAUGUUGUCUGAACUGUACUUUCUAUAACACAGUAUAUCACAGAGCUGACUGUAGUGCUCUGAGGAGUAGCGAUCAGAGGUUACCACCACCUUCAGGCAGGUUGUGAUGACAGCAUUGGAGGGUCUUCCCUCUCGGAUUCACAGAGUGGCCCUCAGACCUCCAGGGUGCACGUCUCCUCAGGUCCUGGUAGUGGCUAGAGCAGGUAGUUUAUGGAGAGUGCAUUUUCAUAAUCGAUAAAUGGAGGAGAAAUGCAGCACGGCUUUCAAGAUCUAUUUUUAAAACACCAUGAAUCAGGGUGUAGAAAGAAAGUUGAUUUGAAUUGCAAGUUUAAACCUUCGUAACCCAUCUGCCAAGUGAACUAGUGAUUAUCAGACUGGUGUGGAGGUGACUGCUUCGCACAGAUUCGUCAUUUCUAAGACAGUCAAAGAUGUGCUGAUUUUAUUUUAGCUGUAAUUGGUAAUGGUAUUUGUAUAAGUGAUUGAUGAGAAUUUGGUCAAGGCGACAGCCUCCUGUUUGAUGGCAGCAUAGACUGAUGAAGAAUCUGUUAUGAAUCUAAGUGGGCUGAGUGUGAUGUCAGUAUCUUAGCUUAUAACCUUGUGAAUGGAUGCUGAUGUGAACAGGUUAUUAAUAUCGUGACCCACUUCCGUUUACUUUGGAACAUAAAUAUCUUACAUCUUAAUUUUCAUCUCCAAGUUGUAAGGCAUAGCUUCAAGAAGCAUUUUGCCAGAAGUAGUUACCAGUAUGGAAUCAGGAGCUGUCGUUGGUUACUAAGUCUCAGAAUCACCCUGGGAGAGAGUGUGCUCUCAGCAUUGUGACAGGUCACCCAGAACGUCUGUGUUCUUUAAAACCAGUCACUCCGGAGACAAGAGGAAUCAACUUCGUGGUUGGACAAGGCAGGAACACAACCAGUCUUUUCCUAUUUAUUGCUGUUUAGACAAAACAGUCUUCAUUGAAUGUUUUUCAACUUCCCACUGGUUGUUUUGAUAUUGUUUGUUUAAGAUGUAUAUUUAGAAUGGAAUCAUCUAAGAAGCUGAUUUUGUUAACCUCCUGUUCCCCACAAAGGGAAACUUCACAAGAAUGUAUAAAAAUAAAAAUCUGAGAGAAAAAAC